AUUGGCCGUAGGACGCUGGCCACUGCAAUCGCAAUUCCUCCCCCUCUGUGCUAUAUAUAACCCGUCCCUCUCCUUAAUUUCUCACUCACCAUCUCCACUGAAAAUGUUGUCAUCACCACCACCACCUCAUUUUUUCUUUGUUGCAGCUUUGCUGUUCGUUUCUCACUUCACCACCACCGCCUCCUCCUCCUCCUCCUCCUCUUCAUCGCAGACCCUAAACACGCACGCUGAAUACAUGAUCAACCCCAAACUCCCACCAAGAGCGCUCUCUUCCUCGAAGAAAUUCGAGGGCUCCUCCAACCUCGUCCACCUCCGCUACCAUAUGGGUCCCGUCCUCUCUUCCUCCCCCAUCAACAUCUACCUCGUCUGGUACGGCCUCUGGUCUCGUUCCCACAAGCUACUUAUCAAAGACUUCAUCCUCUCACUCUCCCCCUCCACUCCCGCCGCCCCAUCACCGUCGGUCUCGGAAUGGUGGCGGACAGUCUCGCUCUACACCGACCAGACUGGCGCCAAUGUAUCCCGAACAGUCCUCAUCGCAGGCGAGUAUUGCGAUCUCAAAUACUCCCACGGGACCCAACUGACCCGUCUCAGCAUCCAGCAAGUCAUCGCUACCGCCGUCAAGUCCGCGCCUUUCCCCGUGGAUCACCAGAAUGGCGUUUACCUCGUUCUCACUGCCCAAGAUGUCGUCGUCCAGGACUUCUGCCGCGCCGUCUGCGGCUUCCACUAUUUCACAUUCCCGUCCAUGGUCGGCUCCACGAUUCCCUACGCCUGGGUCGGAAACUCCGCCAAGCAGUGCCCCGAGGUGUGCGCAUACCCCUUCGCUUUACCGGGUUACAUGGCGGGCGGUGGUCCCGGGGCUCUUCGACCGCCAAACAAGAACGUCGGCGUGGACGGCAUGAUCAGCGUGAUCGGACACGAGCUGGCCGAACUGUCGUCGAAUCCAUUGGUCAACGCGUGGUACGCCGGGGAAGAUCCCACGGCACCGACGGAGAUCGGGGACUUGUGCGAAGGUUUGUACGGUACGGGAGGCGGUGGUGGGUAUAUAGGACAGGUAAUGAGGGAUAGGGUGGGGAGGACAUUUAAUCUGAAUGGGAGGAAUGGAAGGAGGUUUCUGGUGCAGUGGAUCUGGAGCCCUGCUUUGCAGGCUUGUGCUGGUCCUAAUGCUUUGGAUUAGCCACUUCUUUCUUGAUCGGCUAUGCUUUAGCUUACCUUAAUUUUUUUUUUUAUUUUCCCUUGUGGGGUUUUCUAGAUUUCAGUUGUUUAAGAGUUCAUCUUCAUGAAUGGGGUUUUAGAUUUUUUGUUGUUUUUUUC
Molecule: messenger RNA, 1311 nt
Organism: Juglans microcarpa x Juglans regia
Lineage: Eukaryota; Viridiplantae; Streptophyta; Magnoliopsida; Fagales; Juglandaceae
Product: protein EXORDIUM-like 5
Exons: 1
Coding region: 104-1174 (356 amino acids)
Source: RefSeq, a predicted model, not a curated record